Tachysurus fulvidraco (yellow catfish) is the source of this 14426-nucleotide messenger RNA. RefSeq names its product ankyrin 2a, neuronal (gene ank2a). Lineage: Eukaryota; Metazoa; Chordata; Actinopteri; Siluriformes; Bagridae. Gene Ontology annotation, biological process: signal transduction; regulation of cardiac muscle contraction; protein localization to T-tubule. Gene Ontology annotation, molecular function: protein binding. The record is from RefSeq and is a predicted model, not a curated record. The transcript has 49 exons. Gene Ontology annotation, cellular component: T-tubule. Bases 247 to 13086 code for a protein of 4279 amino acids.
UCUCUCUCUCUGUGUCUCCACCCCCCCCCCCACACACACACACAUAUAGAGACUCGCUCUGCUCUGACACACAGAAGAGGAGAGAGGAAGAUCAGAGGAAGAACAGAGGCCGCAGUCGCGUGCGCUGUCGGUCCUCAUCAGAAUGAACCGGAGCUGAAAACCGCGCGAGCUUUUCGUUUUUGCAUUUGUGAUUAGCGCGAGAACAGAGUGUGUGCGGAGGAAGGCGAGGCGUGUGUGAGCGAGAUUAUGGCCUCGUCGUGCAGCAGCUUGCCGGAGGGAGGAUCCCCGCCGCAUCAGGGCCGCGUGCGCCAGUCGGACAGUAACACCAGUUUUUUGAGAGCAGCAAGAGCUGGAAAUAUUGAGAAAGUUCUGGAGCUACUGAAGGGUGGACAAGACAUCAGUACCUGUAACCAGAAUGGGUUAAAUGCUGUUCACCUUGCUGCUAAAGAAGGCCAUGUGGAGCUGGUGGAGGAGCUUCUGGAGAGAGGAGCAGCUGUAAACUCAGCUACUAAGAAAGGAAACACUGCGCUCCACAUUGCCUCGUUGGCAGGGCAGAAGGAAGUAGCUAAGCUACUGGUUAAAAGGGGAGCAGAUGUGAACUCACAAUCACAGAAUGGCUUUACUCCACUGUACAUGGCUGCUCAGGAGAAUCAUCUGGAUGUGGUUCGCUACCUGCUGGAGAAUGGAGGCAACCAGAGUACAGCCACCGAGGAUGGCUUCACCCCGUUAGCGAUUGCUCUGCAGCAGGGUCAUAACCAGGUUGUGUCUCUAUUACUGGAGAAAGACACUAAAGGGAAAGUGCGUUUACCUGCACUGCACAUAGCUGCACGCAAAGAUGACACCAAGUCUGCUGCACUACUGCUCCAGAACGACCACAAUGCUGAUGUCCAGGCCAAGAUGAUGGUCAACAGGACAACUGAGAGUGGAAAGAGUGGCUUUACUCCACUCCACAUCGCUGCUCAUUAUGGAAAUGUUAAUGUUUCUACACUGCUACUGAACCGUGGUGCUGCUGUGGAUUUCACCGCCAGGAACGGUAUCACUCCUCUACAUGUAGCCUCUAAACGGGGAAACACCAACAUGGUGAACUUACUACUUGAUAGAGGGGCGCAGAUCGAUGCUAAGACCAGGGAUGGACUGACUCCACUACACUGUGCUGCCAGAAGUGGUCAUGAUGCAACAGUGGAGCUGCUUUUAGAGAAAGGAGCUCCAAUACUCGCACGAACCAAGAAUGGGCUGUCUCCACUUCACAUGUCUGCACAGGGCGAUCAUGUUGAGUGUGUAAAACACCUGCUGCAAUACAAGGCUCCUGUUGAUGAUGUCACUCUGGAUUAUCUCACUGCUCUGCAUGUCUCUGCCCACUGUGGCCACUACAGAGUCACUAAGUUAUUACUGGAUAAGAGAGCCACUCCCAAUGCUCGAGCUCUGAAUGGCUUCACUCCACUGCACAUUGCCUGUAAGAAGAACAGAGUAAAAGUGAUGGAGCUGCUAGUGAAAUAUGGAGCCUCCAUUCAGGCCAUCACCGAAUCGGGUCUAACUCCAAUCCAUGUAGCAGCCUUUAUGGGUCACCUGAACAUAGUGCUGUUGCUGCUACAGAAUGGAGCUUCACCGGAUGUCUGCAACGUUCGGGGAGAGACAGCCCUGCACAUGUCAGCGAGGGCGGGGCAGAUGGAGGUGGUACGCUGUUUACUGAGAAACGGAGCUCGUGUGGAUGCAACAGCCAGAGAGGGUCAGACCCCCCUUCACAUUUCAGCGAGGUUGGGUCAGUCUGAUACGGUGCAGUUGUUGCUGCAGCACAUGGCCGAUCCUGAUGCUGCCACCUCUAACGGAUACACACCUCUGCACAUCGCUGCCCGAGAAGGUCACACACACAUCAUUUCUGUACUGCUGGAGGCUGGAGCCACACACUCAUUGACCACCAAGAAAGGGUUUACUCCUCUUCAUGUAGCAGCGAAGUAUGGAAGCCUGGAGGUAGCCAAACUCCUACUGCAGCGCAGAGCCCUGCCUGAUGAAUCUGGAAAGGAUGGACUCACUCCUCUGCAGGUGGCAGUUCACUAUAAUAAUCAGCAGGUUGCACUUCUGCUGCUGGAUAAAGGUGCAUCUCCUCACAGCACAGCAAAGAACGGAUACACCCCACUCCACAUUGCAGCAAGGCGGAAUGAGCUGCAGGUGGCAAAGGAGCUAUUGCAGAAGGGGGCAGAACCUGGAGCUGCAACACGGCAGUUCAUGACCCCACUACACCUCACUGCACAAGAGGGACAUGAUGACAUGGCAGACCUGCUGCUAGACCAUGGAGCUAAUGUUAAUGCUAAUGCAAAAAACGGCCUUAGUCCUCUUCAUCUGGCUGCUCAGGAGGACAAAGUGAAUGUGGCUGAAAUUCUUGUUAAACAUGGUGCAAAUUUAGACCACCAAACAAAACUGGGCUACACGCCUCUUAUUGUUGCCUGUCACUAUGGAAACGUGAAGAUGGUGAAUUUCCUGUUGCAGCAUGGGGCAAAUGUAAACACCAAAACUAGAAAUGGUUACACACCACUUCACCAAGCAGCUCAACAAGGAAACACGCACAUCAUUAAUGUUCUGCUUCAUCACGGUGCAAAGCCCAAUGCUGUUACUAUGAACGGGAACACAGCUCUCUCCAUUGCUAAGCGCCUAGGCUACAUCUCUGUGGUGGACACACUGAAGGUAGUCACUGAGGAGGUGAUUACCAUGACGACUCAGACGGUGACAGAGAAGCACAAACUGAAUGUUCCUGAGACAAUGACUGAAGUUCUGGAUGUUUCUGAUGAGGAAGGUGAGGACACAAUGACAGGAGAUGGAGGUGAGUAUCUGAGGGUGGAGGAUCUGAGAGAGCUGGGAGAUGACUCUCUGUCUGGACAGUACCUGGAUGGCAUGAGCUAUCUCAGCCACAACCUGGACAGGGCACAUUACACUCCACCUCUCAUGGGCUUUCAGAGGAAUGGAGUUCUGAUUGAGGACAUGAUCAGCAGCCACCAGGUUUCAAGUCUGUCCAGAGAGAAUGAUAAAGACUCGUAUCGGCUGAGCUGGGGAGCAGAACACCUAGACAAUGUAGUACUAACGAACACACUGCUGCAGUCUGGCUUCCUGGUCAGUUUCAUGGUAGAUGCAAGGGGCGGGGCCAUGCGUGGUUGCCGUCACAACGGUCUGCGCAUCAUAGUCCCACCCAGGAAGUGUUCAGCUCCAACACGUGUGACCUGCAGACUGGUGAAGAGACACCGUGUGGCUACAAUGCCCAUGGUGGAGGGAGAUGGAAUAACAGGACGUCUCAUAGAGCUGGGACCUACAGUAUCACCGUUCCUCGGGAAGUUACACUUGCCUACAGCUCCGCCUCCACUAAAUGAGGGAGAGAGUUUGGUGAGCAGAAUCCUGCAGCUUGGCCCACCGGGAACCAAAUUCCUUGGACCGGUGAUAGUGGAGAUCCCUCAUUUUGCAGCUCUUCGUGGUUCUGAGCGAGAACUUGUGGUUCUGCGCAGUGAGACAGGAGAGAGCUGGAGAGAACACCACUGUGAGCACACUGAGGAGGAACUCAACCAGAUCCUCAAUGGCAUGGAUGAGGAAUUGGACUCACCUGAGGAGCUGGAGAAGAAGCGCAUCUGCCGCAUUAUCACUCGUGAUUUCCCACAGUUCUUUGCGGUAGUUUCUCGGAUACAGCAGGACAGUCACCUGAUUGGCCCAGAGGGGGGUGUUCUCAGCAGUUCAUUGGUUCCUCAAGUGCAAGCAGUGUUUCCCGAAGGUGCUCUGACCAAGCGGAUCCGUGUCGGACUACAGGCUCAGCCAGUAGGUGCUGAGGUAGUGAAGAGGAUUCUAGGUAAUAAGGCAACAUUCAGCCCCAUUGUUACUCUGGAGCCUCGGAGACGCAAAUUCCACAAACCCAUUACUAUGACAAUACCCAUUCCCAAAACCUCCACUAACGAGGGCAGCAGUGGCAUGCUGGGGGAAACACCCACUCUGCGUUUACUGUGCAGCAUCACAGGAGGUACCACACCAGCACAGUGGGAGGACAUCACUGGUUCAACUCCUCUCACCUUCAUUAAUCAGUGUGUGUCCUUCACCACCAAUGUCUCGGCUCGGUUCUGGCUUAUAGACUGCCGGCAGUCUCAGGAGUCAGUGACGUUCUGCACGCAGUUAUAUAAGGAGAUCAUCUGUGUUCCCUACAUGGCCAAGUUUGUCAUCUUCGCGAAGACAUUGGACCUGAUUGAGGCACGGCUGCGCUGUUUCUGCAUGACCGAUGACAAGAUGGACAAGACUCUAGAACAGCAGGAGAACUUCACUGAGGUGGCACGCAGCAGAGAUGUGGAGGUUUUGGAAGGAAAACCCAUUUUUGUGGAUUGUUUUGGAAAUCUUGUUCCUCUGACUAAAAGUGGGCAGCACCAUGUCUUCAGCUUUUAUGCCUUCAAGGAGAACCGUCUUGCUCUCUUCAUCAAGAUCCGUGACAGUGCACAGGAGCCAUGUGGACGACUUUCAUUUACCAAAGAGCCAAGAACUUAUCGCAGCCUGAACCAAAAUGCCAUCUGCAACCUGAACAUCACACUUCCUGUUUACUCAAAGGAUUCUGAUUCAGAUCAGGAUGCUGAUGAAGAGAGUGAGAAGACACAGGACAAAUAUGAGGAUGAAACUGAAUCUACAGAUUUCUCCACACUGCACACACACAUGGUUCAUGAUCCGGCGACACUCGCCAGUCCUGAUCUUCUCUCAGAUGUUUCAGAAAUGAAACAGGACCUUAUUAAAAUAUCUGGCUUCCUGACCAAAGAGGUUUCAGAGCCGUCUCUAGCUGAUGGAUUAAUAUACGGAGUAGAAGAUGAAGAGCCAUUUGAGAUGGUUGAAAAGGUCAAAGAGGACUUGGAGAAGGUGGAAAAGAUUCUGAGUGUUGUAAACUUUGGUGAAGAAACUGACAAAUCUAAAUGUAAUAAAGAGGCAGCAGAAGAGAAAAGCCAGGUGACUGAACCUAUACUGAAAGAGGUCAGAAUCACAAGAGCAACUGACUGCAGUUCUGCACCCCAAAAGGAUGCAUCUGAAAUCAUUUCACAUCUUAGUACAGAUUUGGAGUGCUAUCUCCAGCACCUGCCGGUGACUGCUGAUCCUGUCCAAGAAGAGAGUAUCACUGAAGAGAUAUUUACAGAAGUUGUGCUACCUCGGAAGCGCCAUCCUCCACGAAUAAAAAAACCUGCAAGAAAGAAGCUUAAAGAGAGAGAGUUCAUAAGCUGUAGCUCUGAAGAUGAGCUGGAGAGGAUGAGCUCUGAGGAAUCACUCGAUGGAGACACACUUCUUGGAGACUCUGAGAUUGAAGUGCCUCCUGUGUCUCCUAAAGUUGUCGAGACUCCCAUUGGGUCCAUCAAAGACAAAGUCAAAGCACUUCAGAAGAAGGUGGAAGAGGAGGAAAUGAAAGAGAGUGGCAAAGUUAGAGAGGUGAGACGAGUGACUGCUAUUCAGAGCAAAACCUUUUUGACUAAGGAAGAAAAAUAUACUUUACCUCCUAAAUCUCCAAAAUCCCCUCAGUCUCAGUCUGAGAGAAUAGAGCACUCAAUGUCUGUGAAGGAGCUCAUGAAAGCAUUUCAAACUGGACAGGACCCAUCAACGAGCAAAUCUGGACUUUUUGAACAUAAAGUGAUUACUAAUCUGGUGCUCGCAUCUGAAGAUGUCACUGAGGAUACUAAAAAAGCUCAGAAAUCUGACCUACAAACCUCAGGAAUUAAACCAUCAGCAGAAGAGAUCGAUUAUCAGAGCAUCAUGUUAGAAUCAUCACAAAUAAUCCAUGACCAAUCUCAACAAAAUAAGACAGUGAUUAGUAAUGAAAUUAUACAGAAGCAGGUACAAAGAACAUUAGAGGAUACAAAGGAAAGUAACACAGACUCCAUUAGACCAAGCAGGUUGAUCAGUGAGAACACACUUGUUAAUGCUAGUAAAGAACUACAUCUAGCACCAGAUGAAGACAGAAAUCAGUGUUGUGAGUCAGGAGAAACUUCAAAUAUGUCAUCUGGUUAUGAGGAAGAGGGUAAAGAACAGAUAUUAAUCAGUGAAGAUAAAAUUAUACAAACUAAACAAUCCUCUAAGGAACAUGAGAAAAUGAAAGCUAAAGACUCAACAAUAACUGUGGAAGUGUGGUGCCUUGAGGAAGAACAGUGUGGUCCUGAAAUUCUGCACUAUAAAAAACUAAGCACCGGCCAUAACCGGAGAACAUCUGAAGAACCACAGAUUAGUCCAGACCGGAAACCUUCUGAAGACUUCAGUGCUGUUAUAAAGGAAGAACUAGAGGACAGUCCAGAGUAUCAACUAUUUAUCCAGGCAGCAGGUCCAUCGACAGUCACAUCAUACAGUGAGAAACGCACUAUAGAAGAUAGUGAUCAGGUGGAGCACACAGUUGAGAAACAGCAUUCAUACAAACCAAAGCCAGCAGUCAGAUUUGCUUCCACAAUUGUCCAGAGUGAGAAAUUUAUUCCAACUGUAAUUCAUAAUGUGGAAAUAAAUGAAAACCCCAAGGUGCAAGCAGGUGGAGAAUUUACUGACACUGUGUUCUGGAGCAGGACACCUAGAACAAGCUUAGGAGAGUAUGAAGCUUAUGAAGAAGAUAAAGAAACAGAAAAUCUAAUUGUAAGUGACCAGAAGAUUAAAUCACCCACAGAGCCAGAGGACCAGCCUGAGGAGAAGAGUGCAAUGCAAUUUGCAUCCCCAGAAAGUGGAAGUCCAAGAAGUGCAGAAAAAAUAAGCAUCGAAGAAACCCAAGAGAUUGAUGAAAAAGAGGGGGUGCGAAAAGACACAAUUCAAAUGACAUUUUAUAAAAGUCCAGCCCAUACAGAGCCGGAGUUCAUACAAAAGUCACCCAGUGAUAUUAAAAGCCAAGUCAAAAAAGAACAGGAAAUCAGUUUUCAGAUUGAAAGUCAGAACAUAUGUAGUGAAGAGGUUUCAUUUGAUGAGUCUGAAGAAUUGUCAUCUAGACCACAUGGCCUGGAAGACCCACAGCCUACGAUAAGUGAUCUGAAAGUUAACUCGCCUGACAUGACACCUGAUAAGCAGGAUGUCUCUUCUAAUAACCCUUUUGACUCUGUGCAGCUUUUGUCAACAGAAAUUAAACCAUUCCAAACAGAACUUGAGGAAACUCUUGCACAUGAAACAGAGAAGGUCCAGCAUGUGAAUAUAACUACAAUGGAAAAGACAACUGUUGCAGAAACACAAACACAGUCUCAUGCAGGGGAGGAAAUAGGUUAUACUUAUGAAUCUGUCUUUUCAGUUCAGAAUAUUGAUGACACCUAUAAGGCUUCUGUACCUGAGGAAACUAAACAUACUAAAGAAAUUCAUGAGAUUUCCUCUGAUAAAUUUCAGGAAAUUCUGCAAAAGCCUCAUUCCACGUUGUCUAUAAGCCCUGACACCUUAAAUGACUUACAGCACAUAACCAGUGAUCCUGAAAUUGGCUGUAAAUUAGACUCACAGGAACGGAUACCUGUUAAGGAGGAUUUCUUUACUGAAAAGUUCCUUGAUUCUGUGCAGGUACCAUCAAACAAAACUCCAGUCCAAACAGAGCAAACAGGUUUACCAGAGACAAAGGAAGAUGAACAGCAAGUGUAUAACACUACAGCAGAACAGUUUUCACCUAUUGAGGUCCAAACACAAAUCCAGACAGAACAGGGAUUAUGCAUUAAUGUGGGACUGGAUAGUCCAGUUCAGGAUCUAGAGGACACUUAUAAAGUUUAUUCACUUAAGGAAACUCGGGAAACUAGAGAUAUUAUUGAGGUUUCUUCUGAGGAAACUGCUGAGUCUGAAGAAUUUCAGGAAAUUCAACGAAAGGUCUAUAGUAUUAACCUUUGUGACCAAUCACCAGUAAUAAUGGGUGGUCCUAAAAGUGCCUACCAGGCAGACCCCCAGGAGUCUAUGCCUGCUAAAGAGCUUGACUCACUGCAGAAUUCCUCAACAGAAAUCAAAAGUCCAGUCCAAACAGUGCUUGAGGAUACUUAUUUACAGAAGACAGAGGUGGAAGACCACCAUGGCUUUAUGACUGUUUUGGAAAAGUUGGCACCUUCAAAAAGUCCAGACCAUAUAGCUCAUGGUCUACAUGACAGCUACAAAGUUUCUCCAGAUGAAGAAGCUAAACAGAUGAGUGGAACUUUACUUUACUUUACUGAGCUUUACUCUGUAGAAACUGACAAGCAUGAAAGAUUUCAGGAAAUUCAGCACACAGUGUCUAGACCAGACAAUUUAAUAGACCUAAUGCCUAUAAUGAGCGAUCCAAAAAGUGUAUGCCAAGGAGACUCACUGGAGGAGGAGGAUUUGUCUUCUCAUAAAUCACCUGACUCCAUUGAGCCAAGUCCAACCAAGGACAUUCCAUGUCCUGAUUCUUUAGAGUCAAGUCCUACAGACCAGAGGCCGGAUGCCAAAAGCUCAGAGCUGUUAUAUCAAACCAAUAAUGAUUCGCAAAACAUUCAGGAUGCAGAAAGUCUGACAGAAAACCUAAAGCUGGAAAUUAAUAAUGAAAUGACAAUCCAAAGAGAAGCUGUAAUUUCAAAUGAGGAUAAUGCAUACAUAAAUUCUGAACUUCCUGAUACUGAGCCAUUGGUGCCUUUUCAACAGUCUUUAGAGGAAAAUUAUGAGGUUCAGGAAAUCAGUGAAGUAAAAAAGCAGUUCACUUCUGAAGAAAAGAUGUUCAAGAUGGCAGCAAAAAUCCGAGUCUUUGAUGAAAUUGAAAAGGAAACCAAAAUGAGAAAGGUUAGAUUUGAUUUCACCACUUCAUCCCAAGAUAGAGGUGAUGAGCUAAAGGAAAAGGAAGAAGAUCAUCAGUCCUGUGAUCGUCCACUAUAUGAUGAAGAGGAAGACAUAAAACAGAAGUGUGGACCUGAGUCCAGCAUUGUUUUGUCUUCAUAUCAACAGUCAGAGCAGCACAAUGACUCACCAUUGAUUGAUGUACCAGGAGAUGAACCUGAACAAACCCUGAGUGAGAUUUCAGAGUGUACUUACAGUCAUGAAUAUAGAGCUUCAGAGAUGGAGAUGGAAGUGUUACCUAUGCAAAUUCUCAUUGAAAAAAAGGAGCUGAGCCAUGAAAUCUUUUCUCCUGGGUGCCUCAUUAUAGAAGACAAGGCUGACAUAAUGGUGGCUUUGGCUGAGGAUUCAGGUGCAGUACUAAUGGACGGCAGACCUGAUAGCAUCUCUGAUAUUGAGUGUCACAUCAUCGAUGAGAAAACUGUAGAAAUGAAUCAGUCUUCUAUAGAUAUUGUGUGUUCUGUAAACUAUGGGAAAGCUAUGGAAGAAUAUCCGUUUCAGGGAGAGAUAGUGCCUUGGAAUGCAGAGUUGGUAGAACAUGAAAGCUUCAAUUUGCAGCUUGAAGUUGAUGAGCAAAAAAUCCCUUUGCAGUCCACAGACUCUCAGUCUCAGGAGUCAACCCCUGAAAUUCCUCCUGCUCGGACUCCUACAGAAAAUGGGCAGCCGAACCCUUUUCUGUUCCAGGAGGGAAAACUAUUUGAAAUGACAAGAGGUGGUGCUAUAGAUAUGAGCAGAAGGAGCAUGGAGGAAGAGCAGGAUGCAUUUGUCUUUUUCCCCAUAAGUGAGGAUCCUUCUGAGUACAGUCUUAGUGUGCAAGUCAGGGAAUGUGAAACCUCACUUGAAGUUUCAAUUGAUUCAAAAAGGGAAGAUUUACCUCAGGAUAUCACUGGUGUUUCAGAUGCUCCCAGAGAUUUAGAAAGUCACAGUGACUCAGACAGAACAAAAGAGAAAGUGCUGGGAUUCGAUUCCUCAAUAGCUGACAUUGAUACUGCCACUUCUACAGUGACACGAUCCAUCUACUCUGAGCAGGAUAUGGAAUCAUCGGAUUCAUCAGCAGAGGACGAUCAGCACUCAGUUAUUGAAAUUCCUACACCUUCUCAAGAAGGUCUUACGCAACCUUUUGUAAAGACAUUGAAAAAAUCAUCACAAUCUGCUCUCAGCUCACCCAAAAAUUUUGCUGCAGAACCUGAAAAUCGGAAACCAAAAUCAAAGAUUCCAGUGAAAGCAACCAGCUUUGACAGCAUUUUGGGUAAAGGUGAUUCUAUUGAGCAAAACCGAAGGCCAAAAUCAGAGGCGGAUAUCGAUGUCUCUGACUUCAUCAGUGGUGUGCCUUCUUCAGUAAAACCAAUGUCUCUUGCAUCCAAAAUACCUGAAUUUGUAGAACAAACAACAUUAAGUGCACUUCCUCCAGGUCAACCUCAACAUAGUCAUGAAGGGAGUUGUGAUAUGGGCAGUCCCAGAACUGUCCUUGAUGGAGACAGAAAGUCAGCACAGUUCCAAACCCCCUCUUUAGGAGAUGACAUAUUUGAAUCAAGACCAAACUGGGAAGAUUGUGUAGAGACGCAGAUGCAGCGACUCUCAGAGAGCAGUAGUCCAGAUCAGAGUAAAGUGGACUGGAAUAAUGAUGCUGAUCGUAAAGAGGAGGUUUUGUCCAUCAUUGCUGAUCUUCUUGGCUUUAGCUGGACAGAGUUGGCUAAAGAGUUUGAAUUCAAUGAGAAUGAAGUUCAGCAGGUUCGAGCAGAGAACCCAAAUUCACUACAGGAACAGAGUGCCGCACUUCUACAGCGCUGGACUGAGCGUGAAGGCAAACACGCCACAGAGGACUCUCUGUCAAAGAAAUUGACUAAAAUAAACCGCAUGGAUAUUGUCCACCUCAUCAAGACUCAGCUCAACAAAUCAGUGCAAGAACAAACGUCCAGAACAUACGCUGAGAUUGAGAAAACCCUGGACCACAGUGAAGCUAUGUCCUCAGUACAGGAGGUCAGUCCCCGGAUGGUGAGGAAAGUGGAUGUUUCCCAGAAGCCCCCAGCUGCAGUGUCAGAGGAGGACCUAUCAGUGGCCUCACUGCUCGACAUUCCUUCCUGGGCAGAGCCUGUAGGUCAGGCCCACUCUGAGAGUAUUCAUGGGGAUAUGCUAGAGGAGCUGGAGGUGACACAAGAUGUGUGGACAUGUCAGCAGGGUGAAAUGGACUCAACACAUUUGCCUCCACAUGGACCAGAUGCAGAUCAGGCUCUGAGUGAUCCUGAAAAUCACAAUGUCCAGAGUCUCUCACCUGCAGCAGAAGCUCCAAAGCCAUACUAUUUCAACUUCAGUCAGUCCUCCAUUGACAGGUUUUCAUGUGAGCUUUCAACAAAUUGGCAGUCAAAACAAGCUGAAGUUCUGACCUGUAUGUCCAAAGAACAUACUGCGGAACACCUGGGAUCUCCACUUGAUGAACUUUCUCCUGUCUAUGAGAAAAGUGACAUAGAAGAAAGUGAGAAGUCUUCCUCACAGACUUGUCUCUCUAGUUCUGAGGCUAACAAAGGCUUACAGCUCACUGAGAGUGAAACGGGACUUGGAGAGGAACUUAGUUAUUCAAUGGACCAAAUGAUGAAAAGGUCUGCUCCAGAGGACUGGACACAGCGUACCCCAGAUCUCACCAGGACACCUUCUGAGUCUGAUUAUGUUUUUGUAAAUCCUGAAUCUGAUCAGCUCCCAGCUGGAGAACAUGCUGAGUUUGAUUCGGUAUGUCAUUGUGAGGAAAACAUGGAGAAACAGGAACCAUCAGAAGGUUGGAAUGAAGAGUUUCAAAUUCCUGGAAUAGAGAUGCAAGCUGUUACUCAAGAGAAAUCUCCUCAGAUAAUUAUACCAGGUGUCCAAGAUGCUGAAUCUCCUGCAGAAUCUCAAGAGCAGGGGGGAUUUUCAUAUGAAUUGCAUAAUGAUCAGCAUUUCUACACUAAAGAUGCGGAAAUGCAGCAUGAGGUCCAGACUGAAGAGAAGAUCACAUCAGACUGUUCUAUUCUGGAGCAGAGUGGUCUUCAGCAAGAUGUUUCACCAUUUUCUCACUCAGAUGUUUCUCCACAAACACCAGAUACAGUCCGAGCCACACAGCACUUUGAGUUCACAGACGUACUUUGCGCUCCAGAGAGAACCUCUAGUCAGCUCCUCACCAAGUUUCCUGGGACAGUAACAUCAGAAAUCUCAAGACAUUUACAGUCAGAAUCUUUUAUGUCUGAUUUGCCAUCUCAGUUUUCAGAGGAGGCUCCAUUCAGCUGCAGGUUCUAUGAAUGUAACCAAACUACUGUACGCUCCUUAAGCACAGAUGAAGCUCUGGCAUUACUUCAAAAGCUUGUUCCUACAGAAAAUCCACUGACUGAUGAGAUCACCCAGUCAAGAAUAUCUGAAAGUGAUUAUGAAACACUCACAAAACCACAUCCAAAAGCUGAUGAGCCUAAAACCAUGGAGAUGCUGAAAGAACAUGCUCAUGUUCUCCACAGUGCAAUCCACCAGCCUAAAGAGCAGGAGAUGCUCUCCACAACCUCAGGUUACUCAGAACUGGGACUAGAUCAGUAUUUAGCAAAAUGUGAUAGAAUGAACACAAAGCCACAAGAACAUGCUGCUGAAAGGCUAAGCACAUCUGGUGAAGAAGACAACCAGAAUUCCUUCCAGCACUGCAUGGAAGCACUUGUCAUCCAGGAAGGUUUAGUGGCAUCAGAGGAAAAAGAGGAGCCUCCCAGGCUAAAGAAAAGUUUACAAUCUUGCAUUUGUUCUUCUGUAGAAGCUCAUUCUCAUCGGGAUGUUAUGGAAGAUAAUGAUGGUUAUUUUGAAGAUGAUGAUGAUGAUGAUCUGAGGAGGGUUGUUGGAGAAGCUGAUGUUCCUCCACGAACUGCGGCAGAAGAACUGUACAUGGAGGAACGGGGAACUCUGCAUGUUACACAGGUGAGGGCAGUAGUCAGGCGGUGUGCAUCGGUGGAGGGCAGAAAAGAAAUCUGCAACUCUAAAGCGGUGACUAGAGCAGUGGUGAAGAGUGAUGGGGACGAGUCAGAGGUGAUGUUUAUUGAGCAGUCUGAUGCUGAUGAGGUUCGAGCCAUUAACAAGACGGUCAGUGAGCCGGUCAGUGAACCAGUCAGUGAACCGGUCAGUGAGACAGUAAGUGAGCCAGUCAGCGAGCCGGUCAGUGAGCCAGUCAGUGAGCCGGUCAGUAAGCUGGUCAGUGACACUGAAAACCAUUUGGAAAAAAACUUAUCUGGCCACAAACCCAUGAUGACACCACACAGAGAUGAAGAACAUGAGCUCUCUGAAGUGCACUCCACAGAAGGGUGCAGGAUGGAGGAAGCGGGUUUAUAGGACAUGAAUAUGACCUCUGAUAUCACCUUGACGAUGACCUUCAGUAUCACAUUGCUUCAUUUAGAGAAACUAUGAUGAAAGUUAAUUUUUUUAUCUCUUCUAUCUCUGCACUAAGAAUGCUCAAGCAAUCCCAUAAUGCCUCUCUCUCUCUCUCUCUCUCUCUCUCCUUCCUGUUUUACAGGUCUUCCUGCUUCAAUGUUGUUUGUUUAUGUCCUCUUUGUCCACAACACUAUUUAUUUAUUUGUUUAUUUAUUUAUUUGCUUGUUUGUUUAAAAUAGUUUAAAACAGUCCAAGUUAAAGACAUGACAGUGGUUCUCCCUGAUGAUGUCAUUGGACAAUCAACAAUUAAAAAAGGAAUGAAUGUUUGCUGACUUGCUCAGCUGACAGCGCAGUGCUGUAUUACCUCAGAGAGAGAGAUCAGCUGGUUAGUUGGUUAUCCCAAAAAUAUUACUAAUAUUCCUGGUUAGCUGAUUGAGAUCACUUUAUUGAACAGCUGGACAGUGGUUUAUUGAUGAAAUGAUUAGUGUGAUGUUUAUCAUGAUGUAGUGACACAACGUCCUCACUGAGAAACUUUCAGGAUGUUUGUUUUCAUCACUUGUUUAUCGUCAGGAUAAAUAUCUGACUUUUACAUUUCCAUCAUAACAACGCUGUGAGCUGUUAUUUAUCAAACUUCAGUUAAUCGUGUUCUUGUGUUUCGCUUCAGUGACGUUAUCACUCAGUGACAUCUUCAUGCUAAUCUCUAUAUAAUAACCACAUUAACCACUGCAAGAGAAAUUAGCAUUAGCAUGAUUAGCACCAGUCAUUUUAUAAUGACUUAUUAUAUCCCUGGUAUUUAAAUUCACCUGUUUGUCUGACUGUCUGCUGUUUCUGUCUCACUCUGUGUCUGUGUUUGACAUGCUAUGCUAAAUGUUACAGUGACCAAACACUCAUUUAACAUUUAAAAAAUAUCAUAAGGUGGCACUUGGUUUAAAGGGAAAAUGGUCUCGAGGAAGUGGACAAGGGGACAACGGAAGUGACUCUAUUGUUACACAGCAUAAAGAGUUUGUUGUUUCAAAAAUGUAGCAAUUAUUAAACAGUGUUUAUGACAUCAUCAUCACUUAUCUAUUUGUUCCCUUAAUCCAUAAUCAAGAUCUGUGUGUGUAUAAAAUUUAUUUAAACCCGCUGCUGUGUUUCACUGUGAUUCUCAUUAACACCUGACUAGUAGAAUUCUAAUAUAAAUUCUAUAAACAGCAUGUGUUCUAGUUUAUUAUCGAGCAUUAAAGACUGUACAACUGUGUGUGUGUGUGUGUGCGCGUGUGUGUGUGUGGAAUUAAAAUGUUUAUCAAAGCAUCCAUCUGAUU